CGACAGGCAGCGUGGACCUAUGGCGUGGACCGGGUUGUAGCACGGAUCUCAGAGUCAUGAUAACUCAUCUCCUCCGAAAAAUGUCUCACACCUGUCACGACGUGACCGAAGAGCAACACGUUGCUUUCCUAAAGUGAUGGAACAGCCUGCAGAGAACAGAUUAUGUGGGAAACUGAGCACUCCCUGUGGACCCCACAGUUACAAUUUAAAAGAAGUCUUCACAUGGCGUCUCCUGAAGACCAUAGCCAUGGGCCAGGUUCUGUCCCUGCUGAUCUGUGGGACGGCUGUGAGCUGCCAGUACCUGGUUGAUGAAGGCGUGGAGACGCCCAUGCUGCAGAGCUUCCUCAACUACGUGCUGCUGCUGCUCACCUACACCGCCAUCCUCGCCACCCGCAAAGGUGACGGGAACAUCCUUCAGAUUUUAAAGACGAAGUGGUGGAAGUAUCUGGUGAUGGGUUUGGCAGAUGUGGAGGCAAACUACGCUGUUGUGAAGGCUUACCAGUUCACCACCCUGACCAGUAUACAGGUGCUGGACUGCUUCGUGAUCCCGGUGCUGAUGCUGCUGUCCUGGCUCUUCCUGAAGACGCGCUACAGGCCGGUCCACUUCGUCGCUGUGACGGUGUGUUUGCUGGGGGUGGGGGCCAUGGUGGGAGCCGACAUCCUGGCCGGACGAGACACUCGACCAGACACACAGGGAUCCACCAGCGAUGUGGUUCUGGGCGACUGCUUGGUCCUGCUCAGUGCCGUCCUCUACGCCGUAUCCAACAUGUGUCAGGAGCACACGGUGAAGAACAUGAGCCGGGUCGAGUUCCUGGGCAUGAUGGGCCUUUUCGGGACUCUGAUCAGCGGCGUACAGCUCGUUGUGCUGGAAACUCGCGCAGUAGCUCUGAUAACGUGGAAUUUCUACACAUCGGGGCUAUUCGCCGUCUACGCCUUGUGCAUGUACGCGCUGUACAGCCUCAUGCCCGUCGUGGUGAAGAUGACCAGCGCCACCGCCGUCAACCUCUCUCUGCUCACCUCUGACCUCUUCAGCCUCUUCUGUGGCCUCUUCCUCUUCCACUACAAGUUUUCAGCUCUGUACAUCAUCUCGUUUGUCGUCAUCACUGUUGGGUUCGUCACGUUCAACGCCGUCCCGACGUACUCGGCUGUACCUGCGGGCGCCGCGGAGGAGGAGGGCGAUCAGGCGGCCGACGGCUCCUCCAACCGCCUGCUGGACGCCCAGAUGGACGCUCAGACGGACGCCCAGACGGGCUCCCAGAGGAGCGUGGACCCCACAACAGUAUCUAUACUCUAGAAAAUGUUUUCUUUUUUAAACAAUAUUAACAGAAUACAAGGUCAGU
Molecule: messenger RNA, 1340 nt
Organism: Cololabis saira (Pacific saury)
Lineage: Eukaryota; Metazoa; Chordata; Actinopteri; Beloniformes; Belonidae
Product: solute carrier family 35 member F2-like
Exons: 9
Coding region: 137-1294 (385 amino acids)
Biological process (GO): transmembrane transport
Cellular component (GO): membrane
Molecular function (GO): transmembrane transporter activity
Source: RefSeq, a predicted model, not a curated record